Molecule: messenger RNA, 2059 nt
Organism: Trichogramma pretiosum
Lineage: Eukaryota; Metazoa; Arthropoda; Insecta; Hymenoptera; Trichogrammatidae
Product: zinc finger protein draculin-like
Exons: 3
Coding region: 79-1890 (603 amino acids)
Biological process (GO): regulation of DNA-templated transcription
Molecular function (GO): DNA-binding transcription factor activity, RNA polymerase II-specific; RNA polymerase II cis-regulatory region sequence-specific DNA binding
Source: RefSeq, a predicted model, not a curated record
UCGUAUCUUUAUCUUACGUUAACUCGUCAUCAUUUGUAUUUCAUAAUUUGUUGAUACUGUUGAAGUAAUUUUAAUAAAAUGGAGUCUAGUGGUCCAGUCAACUAUUCCGACAAAAUAAAAGAAGAACCUAAUGAUAUGGGUUAUGUCACAAAUGAUAAGGAGCAAACAAUAAACCAAGAAUCUGAUUCUUCAAAUAUGCAAUAUCACAGAUGUCUGCAAGAGAAUAUCAUUCAUACGCUCGAAGAACGCAGAGAAAUGAAUGAUUUUCAAUCUAACCAAGAAACUAAAAUAGAGUUUGAGUGCAAAGAUGAAAAAUCCGAUGUAAAUUUAUUAGUAUCCGCUGAAGCGAGCGAAGGAAUUCAUGAAUUUCAACCUAACCAAGAAAUUAAAAUAGAGUUUGAGUGCAAAGAUGUGAAACCAGCUGUGAAUUUAUUAGUACCCAAUAAAGUGAACGAUUGGUCGAACGAUUUUGCUACUCAUUCCUCAAUUAAAAUAGAAACUGAAGGCACAGUCAAGAAAGAGUUUCUCAGCGAUAUUAUAAAAAGUAUAGAUUUCAAUACUGGAAGCGAACUCCAUGGAAAGGAUACCAAAAUUAGUCCUCAAAUAGAGAAACCCCAAAAAUCUAAUCAAUGUGAGAAAUGUUUAAAAAAUUUUUCUGCAAAAAACAGUUUGAAAACCCACAUUGAUAUGGUGCAUAAACGUAUCACUUAUCCGUGUGACAUUUGUGAAAAGACAUUUAAAAGUCAACUCUAUAUCAAGUUGCAUAUUGAUUUAGUGCAUAAAGGUCGAAAAUCUUACAGCUGCGAUGUAUGCGAAAAGUCAUUUGUACAAAAGAGUAAUUUGAAAGCCCACAUUGAUAUGGUGCAUAAACGUAUCACUUACCCGUGUGGCAUUUGUGAAAAAACAUUUAAAAUCAAAAAUUAUCUGAAGUCACAUAUUGAUUCAGUGCAUAAUGGUCGAAAAUCUCACAGCUGCGAUACAUGCGGAAAGUCAUUUGCACAAAAAAGUGCUUUUAAAUUACACAUUGAUUCUAAGCAUAAUCGUAUCAAUUACCCAUGUGGCAUUUGUGGAAAAACAUUUGUAAAUAAAGGUAAUCUCAAAGUGCAUACGGAUUCAGUGCAUGAUAAUCGAAAACCUCACAGCUGCGAUGUAUGCGGAAAGUCAUUUGCACAAAAAAGUAAUCUGAAAAAUCACAUUGAUGUGGUGCAUAAUUGUAUUGCUUACCCGUGUGACAUUUGCGGGAAGUCAUUUACACUAAAGAGUAAUCUGAAAACACAUAUUAAUUCGGUACAUAAACGUAUCUCUUACUCGUGUGACAUUUGUGAAAAGACAUUUUCCUAUAAGGGUAGUCUCAAAUUUCAUAUUGAUGCAGUGCAUAAUGGUCGAAAAUCUCACAACUACGAUUUAUGCGGGAAAUCAUUUUUACAAAAGGGUGCUCUGAAAGCUCACAUCGAUGUGGUGCAUAAAAAUAUCACUUACCCGUGUAACAUUUGUGAAAAGACAUUUUCAAGCAAGAGUUCUAUCAAGUCACAUAUCGAUUCGGUGCAUAAUGGGCGAAAAUAUCAAUGUGAUAUAUGCGGAAAGUUAAUUGCAUAUAAGAGGGCUUUAAAAUCACACAUUGAUACAGUGCACAAUCCGAUUUCUUAUUCGUGUAAAAUUUGCGAAAAAAUAUUUAAAAAAAAACGUUAUCUCAAGUCGCACGUUGAUUCAUUGCAUAAUGAGCGAAAAUAUCACUGUGAAUUAUGCGGAAUGUCAUUUUUAUACAAGGGUGCUCUGAAAACUCAUAUUGAUUGGAUACAUAAUCAUAUUUCCUACCCGUGUGACAUUUGCGGAAAAUCAUUUUCAAGAAAAAUACAUUUAAAAAAACACAUCGAUUCAACUCACAAAUAAAUUAACAUCAUGUGAUAAUUGCAAGAAAACAUACUUCAUGUAAAAAAUACAGCUCAAAAAUGAAUGCGAACUGUACUAGAGAUUUUUGAAAUAAAAAAACUGUUUAUUUAAAUAAAUUAUUAAUGAAUACUAAAACAAUAAAACUAAAUCAUAAUGAUAUGGAAAAUUU